Molecule: messenger RNA, 557 nt
Organism: Syngnathoides biaculeatus (alligator pipefish)
Lineage: Eukaryota; Metazoa; Chordata; Actinopteri; Syngnathiformes; Syngnathidae
Gene: chchd1
Product: coiled-coil-helix-coiled-coil-helix domain containing 1
Exons: 3
Coding region: 143-508 (121 amino acids)
Biological process (GO): mitochondrial translation
Cellular component (GO): mitochondrial ribosome; mitochondrion; nucleoplasm
Molecular function (GO): RNA binding
Source: RefSeq, a predicted model, not a curated record
AAGAUGACGAAAACAUGUUAAACAAAAGAAGAAGAAAAGACGCGACGAAACGAAAGCAAAGGGGAGUACGGUUACCCAAGGAAUAGCAUAGACAAGAAAGUAUUCCCGGUAGAACCUGAUAAGAGGGUAAUUCUCAAGUGAAAUGGCACUACUGGGUGGAAUUUUGUUUCAGGAGAAGGUCAGCAGGUUGCUCUGCAAACAGAAUGGAAAACCUGUACUCAAACCCAACAAACCUCUUGUCCUGAGAGAUGCGGUGACCAUCCGUAAACCUAAGAAAGGAGAGGCCACAUGUAUCACAGAGUUGUCAGUCAUGAUGGCCUGUUGGAAGCAGAACAACUUUGUGGACAGCCUGUGCUCCAAAGAGAUGGCUGAUUUCUACACCUGUGUUGGAGAGGCUCAGGCUUCAAUGAAAAAGGCAGGAGAAACCAGUCUUCAAGGAGGACGCCUGCAACCACAACCAACCAAUCUCCUGCUGAAGAGAUAUCCCAAUCUACGUUUUGAGAUCUAGGAACAUUAAUUUUGUUUUAAACUUUAUAAAUGUACAAAAUCAAAAUCCA